AUGGCGGACAAGAAGUGGCUGCUAGGACCGGGGCCACUGGAACCGAUGCCCCUGGACGUGACCUGCAAGCCCUGGUACAAAGACAAGUUACUCUCCAAGUGUUUUGCAAAGCACAAGAACGUGCUCCCGAAGUUCCCUACCUCCCUGGACAGCCGGCGGUGGAUAUUUGUGAAAGAGCUGCUGGACGACUUCCGGAAGGGUUGCCCACCUUGUGAAGAUCUGAUCACUCGCAGCCCUAAGGAGGGCUUCCUCCCCUGGAUUGUUCACAGAGUUCCCCAGCAUGCCCCCAAAAAGGGUCAGAAAAAGCUGCCCGAGGAAGCAAACCUGUUUUCCACGCUCUCGCCAGCCCAGCUAGCACAGAAGGCAUUCGUGGAGAACAUCGAACCCCAGCUAACCAAGCAUCCCUUGGCUCUCUACCCGAAUCUGGAGGAAAAUCUACCUGCAGACCUCUUAUUAAAGGUGCUGGAAGUGCUCGAUCCUGACGGGAAGCUGGAGGACACAUGGGCUUAUUGUCAGGGCCCCAGGAAAAGAACGAAGUCCCCCACAAAGCUUCGUAAAAAACGUCCUGCCAAGGUCUACCUGGAACCUCUAAAGAAGGCUCCUGUGUCACAUCCAGCCACUUUGCAUCACGAAGACAAGAAGUCAAGCAGAAAGGAUUCACUCACUGAUCCUCCUGUUCACAGAGAAGUACCGAAAGCAAUUCGUAAAUCCUUCAAAUGGGCUGCUGCUUUUGGAAACUUGGGCAUUGAUGAAGAGCUCAUCACGAAAGUGUGUGAGGUUGGCUGUGAGUGGCCACCAGCCCAGGAUACAGUCUACAUGAGGAAAGUAACCCAGGUCCCUUCAAAGGUAAAGUACAGCAUCGGGAUAGAGAAAAUGGAGAAGAUAAAAAUUACCCGGAGAGGAAGGAAACUGGGAGAGGAAACCCCAGAAACCACAGAAUCCUUAAAAACCCAACUCGGUGGAGAUGAGGUAUGGUGCAUUGUACCUGAAGCCCAAGUUGUGGAAAAAGCUAGUAAAUGA
Orcinus orca (killer whale) is the source of this 1020-nucleotide messenger RNA. Its product is annotated as protein FAM47E-like. The record is from RefSeq and is a predicted model, not a curated record. The transcript has a single exon. Lineage: Eukaryota; Metazoa; Chordata; Mammalia; Artiodactyla; Delphinidae. Bases 1 to 1020 code for a protein of 339 amino acids.